Molecule: messenger RNA, 200 nt
Organism: Racocetra persica
Lineage: Eukaryota; Fungi; Glomeromycota; Glomeromycetes; Diversisporales; Gigasporaceae
Source: the annotation of a GenBank genome assembly
GAACAUUUAUUAAUAAGAAUGAAAUUGACUUUCUCGACAUUUAUAUUGCAGCUGAUGAAAUUCAAUUAGAUGAAAUUAAACAAAAAAUUGAAACAUACAUGUUUAAAAAUGCUUCAGCUUGGAAAUUUCCAGAAGACUUUACUAGAAUAUGUAAAUAUGAUAUUUUAUUCCCUAAUUUAUAUCAAAUUUCAUUAGAACAC